UUUAUCAUUUAGUGUUUACAAAUACUUAUGUUGUAUGUUUAAAGUUUUCAUUCGUUGUUACUCUCAACCACAAAGAUUUUGUAAACAUAUUGUUGUAGGACAACAUUGAUUUAGAAAAUAACGAUGAGACGUUCUGUUGAUUAACAUGUAUACUUUAGGGUACACUAUACACAUGAGUACUUGACCGUACACUAUACACAUGAGUACUUGACCGUACACUAUACACAUGAGUACUUGACUAUACACUAUACACGUGAGUACUUGACUAUACACUAUACACAUGAGUACUUGAGGUUACAUUAUACACAUGAGUACUUGCCAAUGUCAAGUACUGAAUUUUGUGUACCUCUUCUAUUCAACGUAUUGUAGGACACAUUUGUAUGACGUUAGAAAAAGUUUUGAGCGAAGAAUUUAAGGAAUAAAUGUGUUACUUUUGUGUUCUCAACUUACAUUUGUCUUUUGUUGAGCAUCAUGACUUACCUCUAUCACCAAGACUUACAUCUGUCAUCGUGGUGUCACUGUAUUUUACGCUAACUUGGAGAAUUUCACAAUUAUUCUUUUACAAAUAUAUCAAAAUAUAAACUAUUGCUACUCUUGGAUAAUGAAUAAUUCAGACAGGGUUGCUGCGAAUACUGGGGAUUAAAUUAAUUUUAUUCUUGCUAGUUCAUUUCGUGCUUCAAAAAAUGUCCAUUUGUCAUUGCUCUGCACGAUGAUUAACGUUCACUCUUUAAUGGAAUUUAUAUCGCUACCGUAUCGUUUUUUUCGUUCCAUUGGUGAAAAUUACUAUAAUGGCCCGUUGAAGAUUGGCACUAACUACAAAAUAUUUCAACGCAUUUUCAUUAAUGAUCAGGGUGAUUAUUAUUCCACUGACUCGAGUCCAGUGGCAGCAACUGCCCAAAAGCACAAGUCUUCAGACGGUGGAAAUACUGGUGCUAUUGCUGGUGUAGUUGGGAAAAUACCUUCAACUGAAAUUCACAUACCCAUUUGUGUAAUUUGCACCCUGUUUGAGGACAUUAAACCACAUUUGUAUACAUUCAACCACAUUUGAAAACAUUCAUCUACAUUUGAAUACAUUCAUUUACUUUUGUGUACAUUCAACCACUUUUGGAAACAUUCAUGUACAUUUAAAUACAUUCAUCUACUUUUGUGUACAUUCAACCACAUUUGAAUACAUUCAUGUACAUUUGAAUACAUUCAUC
This is a messenger RNA of Xenia sp. Carnegie-2017, 1199 nucleotides long. RefSeq lists its product as uncharacterized. Bases 710 to 1048 code for a protein of 112 amino acids. The transcript has 3 exons. The record is from RefSeq and is a predicted model, not a curated record. Lineage: Eukaryota; Metazoa; Cnidaria; Anthozoa; Malacalcyonacea; Xeniidae.